Messenger RNA from Tilletiopsis washingtonensis, 2633 nucleotides. RefSeq lists its product as hypothetical. Bases 147 to 2540 code for a protein of 797 amino acids. The transcript is spliced from 2 exons. The record is from RefSeq and is a predicted model, not a curated record. NCBI's taxonomy places the organism in Eukaryota, Fungi, Basidiomycota, Exobasidiomycetes, Entylomatales.
AGCACUCAGCGCCCUGACCCCGCCCGCUGCGCCGCCGCCUUUGUCCUCGUUGCCGGUCCGCCGCCUGCUCUUGUCAUCGUCGAGCUCAUAGGCGCCGAUCACUCUUUGCGUCCAACACCCACGUCUCUGCGCCGCCUCACGCCAUCAUGCUCGCCGCUCCGCCCUCGCGCGGGCCCAGCCCGCCGCACGCGGCGUCGCUGGAUCCCUUCCUCUCGCCCUCACCUGCGUUCCUCUUCGCACCCUCGCCGAGCUCGUCGCUCGCACCCUCACCUACACUGCACUCGGCCACGCUGCCGGCACCGCAGCAGCACGCUCGUCGCAUGCGUCGUCUCAGCCGGCACUCGCGCCCGUCGAGCGCCAACGGCGCAGCGCACCUCGGCGUGCCGCACGUCUCGCCGCCGCCGCCCGUGCCCUCGAUGCCUGCUGGCCGCCGCGACAGCGCCGCCGGCAGCCGCAUCUCGAGCGGCUCCAGCUCGCGGCAGCCGUCGCCCGGUGCGCCGUCGAGCUCGGCACGCCGCGAGGCCGCCAGCAGCCAGCGUAUCAGCUCGGCCCUUGGCUUCACCCUGCCGCUCUUCGUGCAGCCCGACGAGGCUGCCUCUCCGCCUCCGGCACCGGCAUCCGCACAGUAUCUCUCUGUCUCGCCAACGCAGCCCAUGCGGCACAACAGCUACAAGGCGCCGCGCUCGCCAGUGCAGGUCAGCGAUCUGCCGCGCAGCCGCUCGCUGCGUGUCACCUUGCCCGCGCCGCCGCGCAGCAGCAGUGCGCUCUUCGAGGCCUCGGCCGCCGCCGGGCCGUCGUCGCAGCCCGACGGCGACGAUGCGUCGCGCUCGCGCCGCUGGUCCGCGUCUAUCUCGCACUCGCGCUCGGCGCAGAUCUUCCGCCAAGCAGCGUCACCCUACCUGCGUGCCGGGCUCGAGGAGCUGCGCAGCAUCUUCGACGUUGACUCUGACCCGAUCCCGACCAGCCCGUUCGACGAAGAGAGCGACGAGCAGGCGAUUGACGGCUCGCCGUUGAUCGGUCGGCCACACCCGCAGCGCGAGCUUCUGCCGAGCUCGCACCUGCCAGAGCCGCACGCGAGCGAACGGUCGCGGUGCCGCUCCGACAGCGUGCGGACACCGCGACGCUCGGGUGCUGCCGCUGCUGAGGCCAGCCUUCUGCCGACGGUGCAGAACCUGCUGGCCUCGCCGAGUCCUCGUCGUGUGCCCGGCGGAGCGCUCAGCGCCGCUCGCUCGCCGCCCAUGUCUCCACCACAGCGGGCCAACUCGGGCGAUGCGAUGUCGAGUGUCUUCGACGAGAAGCUCGCUGCCGCACAUGCCGAGCGGCGACGCAGUGGCGAUGACUUUGCCCUGAUCAUGCCGCUUGCGUCUGGCAAGGGCACGCCUGGCCUUCUGGGUGACGACGCUGCGUACCGACCGGACCACGUCGCGGCCGGCCUGGUCGCCAUUGCGGUUGGCAUCACCACCGCUUGCAUCUGGGGCUACCGCACAUACGCCGACAUCUUCUCGCCGUCGCUGCUCAUCUUCUUCCUCGUGCAGCCCGGCUUUGCACUCAUGGGCGCCGCAGCCGUUGGCCUGCGGCGACGCAACCUCAUGGACCUCUUCUCGCGGGCGAUGCGUGCACACGUGCUGGCGCAGGCCCUCAUCGCGCUGCUGGCUUUCCUCGACCUCUCCGCCUCGGCCUCGUACGUGCGGACAACGGCGUUCGGCGGCGCGUCGACAUGGGUCAUGGACCUGGUGCCCAGCAUGCAGACGCGCUUCGGCCCGCUGGGCGCUCCGUUCGACGCCGGCACCGCUCCCGCCGCGUCGCUGCUGGCUGCCGCACAUGCCUCGCAGGGCGCAGCACAGGUGCAUGCCCACGACACGGCCGUCGGCGGCCUCACGAGCCGGGUGACGCAUCUCAUCAUCUUUGUGGCGCAGGCGGCUGCGCCGCUGCUCCUCACGCUGUGGGCGCAGUACGCCGUGGCACGCACGCUCGGCUUCCUGGCGCGGCAAGGCCUCAAGCGCUCCAGCCGUGCGCCCAGCCGCCGCACCAGCGCCAAGCGUGCGCCUCGCGCUGCUGUGCCGAGCAACUCUGCGCACAUUGCACCGCCGCCGCUCGACGUCGCCGACCUCUCUGCCCGCCUGCAACGCAUCGACGCCAACAAGCUGCGCCGCGUCAGCGAGGCAGGUGCGCCGUCGCAGGGCUCGCGCGCACACACAUUGGCGCUCGGCGAGGCAUUCGGCGAGCCGGCACCGGCGCCGUCGCACGGCUUCUCGCUCGCCCGCGCCCAGCCAUCGCAGCGGACCGGCCACUCGCGGCACAACCGCUCGCUCUCGCAGCCCGUCAACGCGCUGGCCUCGCGGCGCCUCUCGAUCAACGUGCCGCCGCCUGCGCAGCACGCCGUCGAGCUGCAGCAGGCGUCGUCGCCGUCGAUGGUGUCGUCGCCUGCGCGCCCGCGCCUGUCCGACGGGCCCAGCUCGCCGCUGCGCCACGCGCUCGUCGAGUCGCCCGAGUCCGAGGACCCAGCGCUACACUGGUCCUCGUCUGCUCCGCGCACCUAGCUUUCACCUGUCCCCCCGCCAUCUCACUCACGCACCACACACUCAUUCGCACAUCGGCUCGCCAUCACACUCUCAUUGACCCUGUCUUUAUAC